This is a messenger RNA of Linum trigynum, 2314 nucleotides long. The record is from the annotation of a GenBank genome assembly. NCBI's taxonomy places the organism in Eukaryota, Viridiplantae, Streptophyta, Magnoliopsida, Malpighiales, Linaceae.
CUGGCAGAUGCCCUUGCUUCCAGACCGGAUGGCACACUUCCUGGCCAACCCCUACCGAAUCCUAGAAAUCAUAAGGAGGGGUUGCACGCCAUUACACUGUGAAGUGGGACUGUGACUGCGGAUGCACCGCAGAAGAGUGCCAAGAAGGUGAACCAGAUCACCCCAGAGCCGGAAGAAGACCUGGUGAUGGAAAAGGAGCCAGAGGAUCAAGCUCCAAAGCCACAACUGGUAGUUGCUGAAUACAAGCCUAAGCUCCCUUUUUCCACCAGGAUUCACAAAGACAGGCUAGAGGCAGAGUUUGGCAACUUCUCGUCCAUGCUAAGGAAGCUGCAUGUUCAAGUGCCCUUCAUGGAGGCACUAUCUUAGAUGCCUAAGUAUGCGAAUUUCCUGAAGGAGCUUCUCUCGAAGAAGCGAAGGCUGAGCGAGCUGGCCACUGUGGAGCUCAGCGAGGAGUGCUCGGCCAUUCUGGAGAACAAGCUUCCGCAGAAGCAGAAGGACCCAGGUAGUUUUACUAUCCCGUGCUCUAUAGGUAAAUUGCAUGUAGAGAGGUCCUUGGCGGAUCUAGGUGCUAGUAUUAAUGUGAUACUAUAUAAAUUGUUCAAGAAACUAGGCCUAGGUGAACCCAGUGUAACUAGGAUGAGUAUCCAACUAGCUGACCGAUCUAUAGUUCAUCCUAGGGGCAUAGUGGAAGACCUUCUGGUUAAGGUUGGCAGAUUCUUUUAUCCUGUGGAUUUUGAUGUCUUGGACAUCAAUGAGGACACAGAAGUGCCCCUUAUACUGGGAAGGCCUUUCCUGACCACCUCCAAGGCUCUUAUAUAUGUACAUGAUGGGACCAUAGUCUUGAGGGAUGACGAGGAGCGAAUAACAUUUUCCAUUGCUAAUACUUUCCGCCUUUGCAUGUUGUUUCUCACCAGGAGCACGAGUCUGUCGUGUCUCCUUCUGUGCUUCCCAUUUUGCAGGCCCCCUCUCAUAUUUUCACCGCCACUCCCGUCCACCCCGUCACCAAAGGAAAAGAUCAAGGAGGAGUGGCGGCCGAAACUGCAGGUAGCUAAGCCUGCUUGAUAGACCAUUAAUUACACAUGUUUUUACCCUUAUUCUUUAGCCGUUUGAGACAUUGAUUCUCGUGUUUAAGCCAAAUUCACGCUAGGUUGUGCGUUUAUGUCAUAUUUCAGAGCUUAGCGUUGGCAUCGAGGCGAAGGAACGAGAUAUGGGUCGAAAGGAGCAAGUGAGGUUUGAAGUGUGCUGGAGAACAAAAAUGCCUGGCCAUGAUCAGAAAUACCCGGCCGGGUAUUAUUUGGCGAUGACCGGGGAUCUGAAGCUUUGGGCGUCUUUGAGAAACAGAAGGGGGCCCGGGCAGGAGGCAAAAAUCCCCGGUCGGGGAUUCUUGGCCAUGACCGGGGAUUUUCCCUGGUCACCCGACGGUGCGUUUUGCACAUACCCGGUCCCCACCCAAAAUACCUGACUGGGUAUUUAGGCCGGGGAUCGCGACAGACAGCUUCUUAAGGGAAAAGAAGGCUAAAAUCAAGGGUUUUGAGUUUUAGAGAGAUAGAGCGAUUCCUAGAGAGAGAAAGCGAAGAACCAGAGUUCCCAAGUGCCCUAGCUUGAUCUUCAUCACUAUUGGAGCCCGGCUUGAGCUUGGAUAAGUGCCGAUCGACAACCAGGAGCAUAAAUCCAUCCUUCACAGUAUGGUUUCCGCAUCUGAAUCUGCUUUUGCUUCUCUCUCCAUGGAGUAGUUUUCCAUUCAUCUGGGUAUGGAGAACCCUAGAUUUGUAUGUUAGGUCUGAUUGUAUGAACCCAAGUACAGAUUUGAUGAUUUGAUUAUAUUCAAUUGAAGUUUGAAUGAUUGAAUGGCAUGAAUCCUGAUCAAAUUCAUGUUGUUUGUGCUUUGACCUAGAAAGAGAAUAUCUGCCUAGGUUGAUAGAGCACCCUUAAUUGAAGGUAGUGAAUUGGCGACUUUAGUCGAGGAGCCAAUUCACUAUUUUGUACCGAAGUUACUUCGGUAAUGGAGGUUUUGUUCGUUAGGGCCUCAAUCUGUUUACUCCGGUGGAGGUUAGUCACCCGCUGGAGACUCAGAUUGAGAGGGUCUGGAGACCUUUAGUCGAGACUUCAGACUGCUUAAGAACCUCCCGAAGUAUAACUAUCAUUAAAACUGAACUUGGUAAAUUGCAAUCCGGCUUGACUGCAAUCUAGGGGGAACCAUAUCCGGGUGACCUCUCUCGACUUGAAACAACCGUUUAAUUGCUUGCCUUACUUGUUUGCAUGUUUGAACUUGCUCUAAAGUUUCACCGCUAGAUAAUAAGAAUUCACUGAGUAG